AUUUCCCCAGGGAUAAAAAACGUAUUUCUGAUUCGCAUUCUAAAAAAGUGAAAUUAUGAUAAAUGUAGUUUAGUCUAAUAUGUGAAGGAGUACUAAUGAAAUGCUAUUUACAUUUUUUGUUUCUUAAAUGUCAUGAUGGUAUCCUCACAUGACAGUGUUGUUCUGGGAAAUGGAAACUUAUGGAAAUAUAUCCAACCUCACCAAACCUGCUCACAGGUUAUACAAACACUUUGCUUUGAGAUCAGUUGAAGUCUCACACCUGAUAGAGAAGGCAGACGCUCAUUCCAAAAGCCUGGAGAUGGAAAGACUUUGUGAGGCAUACUUUAAUGCCACAGGAGGUGCAGGGACUAAGGAUCUGAAUCCUGACAUUUUGUCCCAAGUGGGUUACACCUCAUUGGAUGAGAUACUACAAGUUAUUUUUGGAGAAAUUAAGUCGGGAUCAUUCUGGAUUCUGUGGGCACUUUUGAAGGCAAUCUUGAGUUCACUCUUGGGUGGAGGAUGGUUUUGGGGCGCAGCUGGAGGUGCAGCCACUGUGAUGGCGACUCCUGUUAUUCUGGGCCUCUUAGGUUUCACUUCAGGUGGAAUAGCAGCCGGCUCCAUUGCUGCCAAUCUAAUGUCGAUGGCUGCAACGGCUAAUGGAGGAGGCGUUGCAGCAGGAAGUAUAGUGGCAAUCUUGCAGUCACUUGGGGCUACAGGUGCUGGUUUGGGUGGAGCUGCGGCUGGAGCUGUGACUGGAGAACUUAUUGCAUGGAUGCUGUCAACCAUCUGUCACCAGAUCUAAUAAAGUUUUACAGCAUGGAUAUGGAACCCUUGGGCGUGGAGUGCUUAGUUAAGGACUGUUGACUAUGUGCUGACGUUAUUAAAUAUGUGUCUAGGCUGCUUUACCAACUGUUACAAGUCUCUGCUGGGAUCUUUGUUGAUGUGGUGGUAUUCCAUAUUUAUUUAAAGUGUGUUGCUUAUUUUAAAGGGCAGUUUUUGAACUGUGUCAGCCAUCGUUACGGUUUUUUUAAUGAGAUACAUAUUGGGUAGCUUACUGAUUUAUCGUGUAUUUUGUGGGUGUAUAAUGAGUAAAGCCAAUGUGAUAAAACACAGUUCUGAGUGGCAUAUACAUAUGACGCCACAGGUUAAUGUCCUAACGGUUCAGCUCCCCCUCACAGAACUUUCUUUAAUCAAACAAACACAGAACUGUGGUAACUGUCGUUACGCAAUGUUUAACAUUUAGAAAAAGCCAGAAAUCUAGAUGAAGUCACAGGCUCUGACCUGAAUUUCAAAUGUCACAUUAAAACAAUUACUAAGUCAGCCUACUAUUACCUUAAAAAUACAGUAUAUCUAGGAUUAAAGGACUAAUGUCACAGCAGGAUUUAGAAAAACUUGUCCAUGCAUUUAUCUUUAGUAGACUCGGAUACUGUAACUGUGUAUUUACAGGUCUCACUAAAAAUAUAUUAGACGGCUGCAGCUGAUUCACAAUGCUGCUGCUCGAGUCCUCACUAAUAGUGAAAAGUGGAUCACAUCAUUCCAGUUCUGAGGUCUUUACACUAGCUUUCUGUUUGUCAAAGAAUUUAUUUCAAAAUGAUGCUACAGGUUUAUAAAGCAUUGAAUGGUUUAGGUCCAAAAUACAUCUCUGAUCUCCUGCUAAAUGAUGAACCAUCCAGAACGCUCAGGUCUUCUGGGACGGGCCUGCUUUCUGUCCCCAGUCAGAACAUGGAGAAACAGCAUCCAGUUAUGUCAUUUUAAAAUGUGUUUCUGCUGCACUAUUUUAAUUUUGAAUUGCCUUGUGUUGAAAAGGAGCUAUAUAAAUAAAGCUGCCUUGCCUCAUCAGAUAAAUAACAUCUUACAGCUUGGUUUAAAAGCCCCUAACUUAACUGUGGCCAGAAAAAAAGGUUAAUAAACCAGUGAACAUUUGUAUUCCUUUCUCGUGAACAUUAUAAUAAAUGGAAAGAAGCACAGGCACACUGAACUUAUGUUUAGAAGACCAAUGUAUUUAACAAAACAUUUUUUAUGAGAUGACAACAUGCUUUUUAGUCAGUGAAAGUGCUGUAUAUUGCAGUUGCCUUCUUCAUUUGGCCAAGUACAGAUAUUCAUCCUGUUCUUCGAUGAUUUCUCAGAUGAGGAUUGCAGCCAGCCAUCCAACCGCUGCUCCGACGCCAGCCGCACCUGCAGAGGCAGCUGCUGGCAGACCUGCUGCACCUACAGCAAGGAUUAAAGGUUUAAUAUCAACGUAUGCAGAAACUGAGAACUGAUAUUACCAUAUUAUCAUAAGGAGACAACAGGCAAACCACAAGUUUAAAUUUGAAAAAUAAAAAUUAAGUAAUGAUCACGUUACUUAUCUGUAUAUAUAUAUAUAUAUAUAUAUAUAUAUAUAUAUAUAUAUAUAUAUAUUUGUUUUUAGAAUUUUAGAAAUGUUUAUUUUAAAUCGAGAGUAUCCUGACUGGCUGCAUCACCGCCUGGUAUGGCAGUUGCACCGCCCUCAACCGUAAGACUCUACAGAGGGUGGUGAAAACUGCUCAGCACAUCACCAGGACGGAGUUGCCAUCCAUGGAGGACCUCUACACCCAGCGGUGUAGGAAGAAGGCCGGUAGGAUAUUAAAGGACCCCCAUCACCCCAGCAACAAUCUGUUCUGUCUGCUGCCGUCUGGCAGACGGUACCGCAGCAUCCGGACCAAGACCACCAGACUCAGAGACAGUUUCAUACCACAGGCUAUAAGACUACUGAACUCCUGAGCUGUGUGAAUGUCUACUCACAUCUGUUUAUAGUACACACAUACAUAUAUAUUAUACACAUCUGCCAUACAUAUCUGUUUAUAGUACACAUAUCUAUAUAUUAUACAUAUCUGUUUAUAGUACACAUAUCUAUAUAUUAUACAUAUCUGCCAUAUACAUCUGUUAUACAUAAUAUAUGCAUCUGUCCAUACCUCCUCAUUCAACAGUGUAAAGUAUUUAAAUACUCUCAAUGUAUUCCACAUAUAUAUAUUUCACCUCCUCAAAUCUGUAUUGUUGAUAUUGUAAAUAUUCUUCUCUCUUUUUUACUAUUUUAUUUAUCUUUUGCACCAUGUAUGUUGAGUUGUUGGAGGAGCACGCGACAUAAGAUUUUCAUUGCCAACAUAUACGCUGUAUCUGCUGUGCAUAUGACAAAUAAAAACCUUGAAACCUUGAAA
This is a messenger RNA of Eleginops maclovinus (Patagonian blennie), 3155 nucleotides long. RefSeq lists its product as uncharacterized. The coding region runs from base 149 to 781 and encodes 210 amino acids. The record is from RefSeq and is a predicted model, not a curated record. Lineage: Eukaryota; Metazoa; Chordata; Actinopteri; Perciformes; Eleginopidae. Gene Ontology annotation, biological process: apoptotic signaling pathway. The transcript has 6 exons. Gene Ontology annotation, cellular component: membrane; mitochondrion.